Molecule: messenger RNA, 367 nt
Organism: Staurois parvus
Lineage: Eukaryota; Metazoa; Chordata; Amphibia; Anura; Ranidae
Source: the annotation of a GenBank genome assembly
AUGUGCCUCUGUCGUCUGCUCACGCUGCUGACGGCUUCCGCUUUUUAACCUAGGCCUGUGUAUGGCUUCCGAAUACUGCUGCCUCCACCGCCACCCUGCGCCAUGUGCCUCUGUCGUCUGCUCACGCUGCUGACGGCUUCCGCUUUUUAAACUAGUCCUGUGUAUGUCUUCCGAAUACUGCUGCCACCACCGCCACCCUGCGCCAUGUGCCACUUUCGGGUCUCCUCACACUGCUGCCAGGUCCAGAGUGUGUCAUGGGUCCCUGUACGGCCUCCCAUUGCUGCUGACUUCAUCGCCAGACUCUGCCAUGUGCCACUUUCAGGUCUCCUUACACUGUUGGUGGGUUCCAUUUUGUGAUAGGGUGCUG